Rangifer tarandus platyrhynchus (Svalbard reindeer) is the source of this 465-nucleotide messenger RNA. The record is from the annotation of a GenBank genome assembly. Lineage: Eukaryota; Metazoa; Chordata; Mammalia; Artiodactyla; Cervidae.
CUGGAAUCAGGGCUGACCCUUUCCCGGUUCUCACUCGUUAAGAAACGGUUUGGCCGGAUCGGUCUCUGCCCAAAUGCCGUCUCCCUGGAGACCCCCUCUGAGCACUCUGUGGGAAAGAGUGCCCCACCAGGCACACCCCCAGCCCACCCUGCCUUAACAAACGCUCCACGAAGGCAGACGCUCCCAGCUCUACCCCCCUACCGAGAAGAGCGCCUGACACUGAGCAGGUGCCCAAAGUGUCGGGCCUGCUCGGCCCGCACCACCGCCUCCCGCAUUAGACCUGCUCGGGGCCCCGUGCCGCCGCCUCCCGCAUUAGACCUGCUCGGGGCCCGCACCACCGCCUCCCGCACUGGACCUGCUCGGGGCCCCGCGCCGCUGCCUCCUGCACUAGAGCUGCUCACAGCCCACACCACCGCCUCCUGCACUGGACCUGCUUGGGGCCCGCACCACCGCCUCUCGCGCUAG